Rotaria sordida is the source of this 2122-nucleotide messenger RNA. The record is from the annotation of a GenBank genome assembly. NCBI's taxonomy places the organism in Eukaryota, Metazoa, Rotifera, Eurotatoria, Philodinida, Philodinidae.
AUGGCUCGUUUAAUUUUGGAUACGAAUUGUUUUGCAUACAAUAAUAAAUACUAUAAACAAAUUCGUGGUGCAGCAAUGGGUUCAGCAUUUACACAAGUUUUAGCUAAUAUUUAUAUGUUUGAAUGGGAACAAGAUCUAAUUCAAUAUCAAGAAAAACAUAAUGGAAUAUAUGGAAGGUUAAAUUCCAUCGAAGAAAUCUAUCGUGAACUUGAAAAAGCACAACAUAAAGAUAUUAAUAUUAAAAUUACAACUAUAAUAAGUACAUCUGUACAUUUUCUCGAUGUUACUAUUACAAAUGGGAAUGGAAAAUUAAGAACAUCGAUUUAUCAUAAACCAACGACUGAACCAUAUAUUUUAUCCUAUACAUCUGACCCUCCACGUCAUAUUCAUCGUAAUAUUCCAUAUGAAGCAUUAUUACGUGCUGCUCGAAUUUGUUUACAUGUCAAUGAUUUUUAUUUCGAACGCAUUCGUAUUGAUAUGUCAUUAUUAUUCAAUCAUUAUCCACCAAGUUAUAUUAAUAAACAAAUCAAUCGAUUCUUUCGUUUAAAUAAUGCAAUGUCGGUAUUACAUGAAUUAAACGAAGAUGUUUACCAUCAUUUACAUCAAACAUUAUUACGUCAACCAACACGUCGUGAGAAAACACUUAUAAACAUGAUGCAUCAUCCAACUAUAACGACUGGUGCAACGCCAGAGAAGCUUUUCUGGCGUAAUUUUGAUUACGCAAAUAUGAUUGAUUAUAAUCUUGUUGAAAUUUAUGGACCACAAGUAACAAAAAUUUUUGAAACACAAGCAAAGUUCUUGCUUCAAGAUGCUCGUGUCCUUGCCCUGGUUACAACAUCGUCAAUAGCUUAUUUUUCGAAUCAAUCAACAAUCUUACUUGAUAAUUGUAAUUAUAUGAAAAAAGGUCUUGCUUCGUACAGUUUAAUUACAACAUGUUCCGGUGUAUUCAUUUUAACAAAUGGUGAACACCAAUUUGCUCUUUUUGUGUACUCAAAAAGUGAGUACACUCUAGAAUCGGUCAGUAUGUCCGUCCGUCCGGCCGUUAACACGAUAACUUUUGAAAGGAGAGUCCAACAGCGAUGAAAUUUUCUACACAGUUCAGUCUUAACAAUGUCUCGGUCGAGUUCGAAGAUGAGAAGAAUUGGCUGAACCAUUCCUGAUUUAUUGCAAAAAUACUCAUUUUUUCCUAUGGGUUCCUAUGCGAAAAUCGACCCAUCACCGCUUUCGUAAAAAACUUUUCCUAUCAUACUCAAAAUAAAACCCCAACUAUUAUAUACCAUUCGAUAGAGAAUUUCACGAGCUACAAAAUGGUAUAUAAAGCAUUAAAAAUUUGAGCUCAAACUUUUGAGCCAAGGAAAGGGUUUUUUGAGAAAACAACGAUAUUUUAUAAAGGUUGACGAAAGCAAAUCGGGGUCGAGGAAUCUGAAUUUGAAGUCAUACUUUGAAAAUUUUGAACUCCAUUUUUUGGGUCAAAGAAAGAGUUUUUUAGGAAAACAACGAUAUUUUAUAAAGGUUGACGAAAGUAAAUCGGGGUCGGUGAAUCCGAAUCUGAAGUCAGAUUUUGAAAAUUCUAAACAAAAGUUGUUGGAUUAAGGAAUCGUUUCUUCACUUUUUUAUCUCACAACUUACUCACUUGGGUGUAGUGAAUUUAUAGAUUAAACUGUUUUCUGUCCAAUUGAGACCUUCUUUAGCUCAAAGGACCAAACCGUUCACGAGACAAGGUUAAAAUGCCGAGCAUACACUCAAGAUAGUUAAUUUUUAUUAUUAAGCUGUCUGAAAUAUUCAUCCUUGAGCGCACUAAGGAACUGCCCCUUAGGACCUGCGGAUGCCCUCUUUUUGUCCCGUCGGACGUGGCGAUGAGUUAGUUCUGGAAGUUUUAUUCAUUCGCAUAAACUUCUUUGCUUUAGCUGAAUCGUGUUUCUUUUUAUAAGCUCAUGUUAAUUAUGUCAAAGUGCGGUACAAAUUGUUGAGGAUUAUCUUCAAAAGGCAAGAGAGCAUCAUAAUGACUACCAUUGUAGUAAACACAUAAUCCUAAUUUAUUCAUAUCAGAUUUGUAUCCUACGUAUUUCAAAUGGCCACCUGCUGUCCGUUCAUUAAAUCGAUCGAUCAAUUCCUCCAAGCU